AGUUGGGAGACAGAGAUGCAAUAGAGGUAAAAUAUUCGGGAUGAAAGAAAAAACUCAACUUAUGUCAAUGAACUUGUUCCAUCGGACGCUGGUACGUGAUGAACAAGCCUUUGCAAGAAAAUUCUAAUGUCAUUCUCACCAAAAUCACUACAAUUAACCAUCUCAAACAAUUCCAUGCAAAACUCAUUCAAUACUCUCUUCACCACCAACACUACUGGGUGGCUCAACUCAUUGACCGUUGCACUCGCCUUCAUGCUCCUCCGCAUUAUGCCUCCUGCAUUUUCAACUCGAUUCAUCUACCCAAUGCCUUUGUUUUCACCAAUAUGAUCAAGUUCUAUUCCCAAUUGGGUGCCUACAGUCACAUUUUCAAUCUGUUUGAUGACAUGCACAAGUGCAAUAUAAAGCCUAAUGCUUGUAUAUAUCCGGUGCUGAUAAAAGUGGCUGGUAAAAAUGGACUAGCAUUUCAUGCCCAUUUGCUUAAAAUGAGUCUUGAUUCUGAUAAAUUUAUACGGAAUGCGUUUGUGAACGUGUAUGGACAAUAUGGCCCUAUUGGCAUUGCGCGCGAGUUGUUUGAUGAAAUGAGCGAGAGAAAUGUAGUGGAUUGCAAUGCAAUGAUCUCCGCGUAUUGGAAUUGGAAGGACGAAUUUGAGGCAAAAAGGUUGUUUGAUUUGAUGCCAGAGAAGAAUGUGAUCACUUGGACGGCUAUGGUUAGUGGGUACUCAAAGAUGAAGGAUAUGGUGAAUGCCAGGAGGUACUUUGAUCAAAUGCCUGAAAAAAGUGUUGUAUCAUGGAACGCAAUGAUUUCGGCUUAUGCUCAAAAUGGGUAUCCCAAAGAGGCCUUAAGUUUGUUUGAUGAGAUGCUGAAUGUUGGUGUUCGCCCAAAUGAUACGACAUGGGUUGCUGUUAUUUCUUCUUGUUCAUCGUGCAGUGAUCCUAGCCUGGUGGAGUCGUUGGUGAAGAUGAUCAAUGAAAAGGGCGUGAACAGGAAUUGUUUUGUCAACACAGCAAUCAUUGACAUGUAUGCGAAAUGUGGGAGCAUUGAGAUGGCAAGAAAGAUUUUUGACCAGUUAAACGGGUACAGGAAUGUGGUUACUUGGAACACUAUGAUUUCUGCGUACACAAGGGUCGGUAUGUUGGCUUCAGCCAGAGAGCUCUUUGAUCAGAUGCCAGUAAAGAAUGUCGUCUCCUGGAACUCGAUGAUUUCUGGUUAUUCACAAAAUGGACAAUCAUCUGUAGCUAUUGAGCUCUUCAAGGAAAUGACAAGCAAGGGCAUAAUGCCAGAUGAGGUCACAGUGGUGAGUGUAAUUUCAGCUUGUGGCCAUCUAGGGGCACUGGAACUGGGUAAUUGGGUUGUGAAUUUUAUAUCUGAAAACCAAAUAAAAUUGAAUGCUUCAGUAUACAAUUCUCUUAUUUUUAUGUACUCCAAGUGUGGAAGCAUGAAAGAUGCGACGACAAUUUUUCACAAAAUGGAAACCAGAGACGUGAUCUCCUACAAUACAUUGAUCACGGGUUUUGCAGCUCAUGGAAAAGGAAUUGAGACUACCCAACUACUGCAGAAGAUGAAAGAAGAAGGCAUUGAUCCUGAUAGGAUCACAUAUGUUGGUGUAUUGACAGCGUGUAGUCACACAGGACUAUUAGAAGAAGGCCGAGAGGUGUUCAAAUCAAUUGAAUCUCCAGAUAUAGAUCACUAUGCGUGCAUGGUUGAUUUGUUAGGUCGAGUCGGUAAACUAAACGAAGCAAAAAGAGUUAUUGAAAGAAUGCCAAUGGAUCCUCAUGCCGGAAUAUAUGGCUCCCUUCUAAAUGCCAGCCGCAUUCACAAAAGAAUCGACCUAGGGGAGUUUGCUGCAAAUAAGCUCUUUGAGCUUGAACCAGAAAAUUCAGGAAAUUAUGUUUUGUUCCAAACUUCUAAUCCCCCACUUGACUGA
This is a messenger RNA of Olea europaea var. sylvestris, 1925 nucleotides long. Its product is annotated as pentatricopeptide repeat-containing protein At1g14470. NCBI's taxonomy places the organism in Eukaryota, Viridiplantae, Streptophyta, Magnoliopsida, Lamiales, Oleaceae. Gene Ontology annotation, biological process: RNA modification. The record is from RefSeq and is a predicted model, not a curated record. Gene Ontology annotation, molecular function: protein binding; RNA binding. Bases 99 to 1925 code for a protein of 608 amino acids. The transcript is spliced from 2 exons.